Sceloporus undulatus (fence lizard) is the source of this 3098-nucleotide messenger RNA. It is a transcript of the gene HAPSTR1, whose product is annotated as chromosome 8 C16orf72 homolog. The record is from RefSeq and is a predicted model, not a curated record. Lineage: Eukaryota; Metazoa; Chordata; Lepidosauria; Squamata; Phrynosomatidae. The transcript has 4 exons. Bases 360 to 1061 code for a protein of 233 amino acids.
GUGGACACCAAGGGCUCACUGUGUAUAUGUGUGUAACUGUGUAUGUGUAUGUAUACACACACACACACACACACGUGUAUAUAUAGCAUGGGGUCUUUAGAUGCAGUUCUUUGGGACGUGCCUUAAAUGGCGUCUCCCUUUUUCUCCACCAUCUUACUCUCCCCUUGCUUCUCCUUAUCUGCCCCCCUCCAUCCAAUUGAGGGAGGCCUUGGGUGGCUGCUUCCGCUUGGCUCUCAUCCCUUCCCCUUGAAGACUUGGUUGGGUCCAGGGGGGAUUCGUACCCCACUUGCCUCCCCCUCCGGCUUCUCGCUUUGCAAAGGCUCCCAUUUCCUGCCCUGGCCUCCUCCGUCCCAAACAAAAUGGCGAAGCCCAAUAUGGCCGAGGAAGGGAAGAGACAGGGACAGGCUGGGAGAAGCGGAGAGAGGGCCAGGCUGGGAGCUGUAAGGGGAAGGAAGACGGACCGCGUUUGCCAGCAGCCGGGACUCUCGCUCUGGGUUCCUUUCCAGAAUGCUGCCACCGCUGUCACCAACCUCUACAAAGAAAGCGUGGAUGCCCAUCAGCGGAGUUUCGAUGUAGGAAUACACAUUGGCUAUCAGCGUCGCAACAAGGACGUGUUGGCUUGGGUUAAAAAGCGCAGAAGAACUAUUCGCCGAGAAGACUUAAUCAGCUUCCUCUGUGGGAAAGCUCCUCCUCCACGAAACUCUAGAGCUCCCCCAAGACUGACUGUAGUAUCCCCUAACCGAGCUGCUUCGACAGAAACUAGCUCCUCGGUAGAGACGGACUUGCAGCCUUUCAGAGAAGCCAUAGCUCUCCAUGGUCUUAGUGGUGCAAUGGCUAGUAUAAGUGUUCGCUCGAGUACCCCGGGCUCGCCCACUCACGUGAGCAGCGGCUCCAAUGGCAGUCGAAGGAGAAAUGGACUCCAUGACGUUGACUUGAACACUUUCAUAUCCGAAGAAAUGGCACUCCACUUGGACAAUGGUGGAACUAGAAAGCGUACCUCAGCCCAGUGCGGUGAUGGCAUUACGGACUCCCCAACCCAUAAACGCAAUCGUAUGAUCUAAAUGGCAAAAUCUUCUAACCCCCCCUUGCCCUCCCUCACCCCGCCAUGCUGCUUGAAAGCCACGUGAUUCUCAGCAACCUGCUGGGAAAACAAACCUGAGGCUCUCUCCUCCCAAGUCAUUAAAAAAAAAGAGAGAAAUCAAUAAUUGCCAUAAAGGAAAGCUUACAUACUGACAGUAGAUUCUUCUUGUAACUACAGCUUUCUUCAAAUUAGAUUCUUUAGCAGAGGACUUCCAAUGUUGUGUAGUAGCUAGCAAGUUCAUCGCAGGCAGAACAUGCAUCUGUUCCAAGGCUAAAAGUGACCUUACUUGUACUCUUAAAGGGAAAAAAGGAAAUAUCAGACAUUUAUUUGGAUAUAGAAAUGCUUUUUUGUCCUUUAUUUCUUGCUGUGUUUAAAUAUUUGCUUCAACAGUAUUGCCAUUUUGACAACUGUGUCAAAAAAAAUGACUUGGCAUGUCAGAACCUGCAGGCUUCCUUUUGAGAAUAUGUAUGUCUAUAUAUACGUAUAUAUCUAUAUAUAGAUACAUGUUUUCAUUAGUUCAUUCAUUCUCUUAAAAGCUCUACUGGGCACAUGAUUUCUAUAUAGUAAGUGUGCAAGUUAUAAUAAGUAUUGGCCUGUACCCUCUUCUAAUAUUCAGAAGCAGUUGACGGCAGAUGUGUGUAAAGAGGUUCUGUGAUGGUUAUGCAAUGGAUACUAAAUCAGUACUGAAAGGCUCUUUGUUGGAUUUGUUUUGUGUGUGGUAACUCUGAAGUAGCUGCACCGGUUUCUUCUCUCCCUCCCCACUCCUGCUGCACCUUUCCUCCCUCCUCCCUAAGACUUUUUAAUUAGAAGUUAUUUUCAGUUGAUAGUCUAUCAUCAUUUGAACGUUAUCUUAUAAGCGGACACCAGAAUUCUGCACUAAUGCCAGAGAGAGAAGCCUGUUCUGUAGUGGCUUAGUUGCGGCAGGUACGUAUUGUACACUUGAUACAAAGAAAAGUGAAUUUGUGCAGGAUGAGUGGAAGGGAAAUGGCUGGGUUGGAUGUUGUGUUUUUCCAUUAUGAUGAGGUAUCAUGUCUUUCAGGUGCUUAAAGAAGUUUCCACAAUGAUGCUUGUGUGGUGUAGCUUUCUCUCACGAUUGGGGUGAGAGGUCUGGGGCCUUUGGGGCUCCAUGAGUGAAACUUCAUGUACAUUCGUAUCGGGUAGCUUCAGUGGGAGGUGCCCCAAAGGCAGGUUAAGUACCUCCCUCAAAAAAAAAAAAAGGGCUUUGUGUUUAAGCUGGUGAAGAAAUGAAAUAUGAAGAAAAGGCAAAGUUCUCUUGGCCCUGGCAUGUUCCCUCUGGUGCUCUUGGUAAAGCAGUUUUCUCAGCCUCCAUUCUCAUAAAGUCAGACACCUGGCACAUCUGUCACUUAAACAAGCCACAAAGAAUGCUUGAGGGGAGCCUUGGAGGAGGCCAGGGCAUAAGGGCUUAAAUUGUGCGCCUGUGGGAAAAGAAUCCAGUGAGAGUAGUUGGUGGCAGAAGGCUCCAGACAUGUUUGGUCCUCAAAAUUUGUCUUUCCUUAAAUCCCAGGUGAACAGUCUCCCAACCCGUUCCCUACUGCUUAAGGUGUUCUAGGGAUUCCAGCUGGUUUUGCACAGCUUGAGUAGCAAGUCAUUCAGUCUGCUCAGCCCAACCAUGCCAGGAACCUUUGGCUGGAUCUUCUUUGAGUGCUAUUUAGUCAGAUGCAAACACAGUUGGGUGUCCGUUGCCUAUGGUGUCUUCCCCACUUUGCUUAAGAUUGUCUGAACAAAAGCUGUUCCAUUUUGGGGUGGGGAGAAGAGUACCGAGGAGGUCUGAGUUUCAGGAACACAGACAGGUACUGGAGGCAGAGCUGGAUUUGGGGGUGCGAGUAGAUCCCCCAGGUGAGUGGCUUUUUGAGUUUGCUGCCUGCAGCCUUGUAGUCUGCUUGCAAGCGUAGAAAUCCUUGUCGUUAUCAUUUGAGAAGUUUCAGUUGAAGCAUGAGAGGUGGCCAUCCACCUUCUGAAGCCACAAAGAUGCACUGCAAUAAACACGUUUCUUUCC